This is a messenger RNA of Daucus carota subsp. sativus, 1423 nucleotides long. RefSeq lists its product as uncharacterized. The record is from RefSeq and is a predicted model, not a curated record. The transcript has 3 exons. Bases 649 to 954 code for a protein of 101 amino acids. NCBI's taxonomy places the organism in Eukaryota, Viridiplantae, Streptophyta, Magnoliopsida, Apiales, Apiaceae.
GACUGCAUAGAUUUAGAUUAUGUUAUAAGGAAGAACAACCUACUUCUCCUACAUAUGAAAGUUCUGCUACUGAUAAAUUGAACUUUGAGAAGUUGGAGCUUUCUAAUUUGCUUAAGUCUAAUGAUGAUAAAGUGCAGCAUUCCUGAAUUUACGUGAUAUUGUGUUGUGCAGUAUUGAACAUCGGAUUUUCCGGACCUAAUUUCGUAUGGAGGCUUUUCUGGAUUCGUUAUGUUCUUCCAGCUUCCAGGGACAAUGAUAUAUGGACGUGUUUGCUGUUCUCCAUCUUCUGCCCAAGGAUAAUGUAAUGAAAAAUCGUUUCGAAGGUUGUUUGAUAAGCAAUUGUUAUUACCUUUCGAAAAAGUUGGAACCAAGGUGUAAUGAACAUAAGUGGUUGCUUGAGAUUGGGUUUGAUUUGAGGAAAAGGCUCGCUUAUCGACAAAUUCCACCACAACCAUAGCCACAUGAGGUCUACCCUGAUCCACGACUACAUCUGGUUAUUAUUCGGGAAAAUCUUCUCGGUGAUUCGAUUUAAAAAAUUGUGGAUGCUGAGCCCAAAAGUUUGACUCGUGGUGUUUCUAUAACAUACUACAAUGAAGCAGGCAAAGGUGACGGGGUUUGCGGGAUUGGUUUGUAUCUCUCGUAAAAGAGAUGAUUAGUGAGUCUCAUGGUGCUUUUCUCUGUUCGGGAAAUGAUCCUGAUGAUCUUGUUGCACGCGAUGUCAUGCGUUUCUACCCCAAGGCAGGAUCGUUAAAGGAUGCCAACUUUUACAUCUGUUUUGGUAGACUCAUUGCCUUGGCGCUGAUUCAUGAGAUACAAAUUGGCAUUGCAUUGGAUAGAUGUCUUUUUGUACAGUACAGGGAAGGUGAUCUAAGGUUGAAAGGUAUUUUGUGCAAAAAGCAGAAAAAGAGAAAAGGGGAUGAAAAUGCAAGAAAAGUCAAAAGUGGAGGAAGAUAAAGAGAAGAAAAUGAAAAAAGGGCUUGAUUGAAAUUAAAGGCUAGGAUUUAAACACCAAACAAGAUAAAUGGAGGACCUAGAUCAUGUCAAAUUACCCCCAAAACCCUACUUUAUGCCUAUUUAAGCAUCUCAUUCUCACCUUUAGCCACAAUUCUAGAAUUUCCAUUUUUAGCUCAACACAAUUUAGUUUUUGCGGCUUUCUUGUGCUAGUUUUGAGUUGCUGGCUGGGUUUAGUUAGAUUAAGAUAGGUUUAUUUGUCUACUGGGUUUGUUUUGAUUUUUGCUGAGUUUGCAUGCAUCAAGUCGUCAAGUGACCGAGUCACUUGCCUUAUGUUGUUGAGUGGCGAAUUUUUGUGAAUGUUUAAGUCCGAGUACUGAUUUUAUAUUGCUAAGUUUUACUUGGUUGUUCAUCAGUUUGAUUUGGUUGAAGCCGAGGUAAUGAAUUCAAAAAGUUGCAGCAUUUGUUCUUA